AGUACAGCUCGCCGCUGGUGGACAGAAGUGAAUAGCAAUGGCUAGCAACAACAAUAGCAGCAGCAGCUGCAGCAACAACUAACAUUAGCUGGUAUUUUCCUCAGGAAACAUCGCAUGAAUGUAUUUUUAAAGCCAGUCUCUGCUGAGCUGAAGAGCUGAAUGUCCUUCUAGUGUCGGUGAAAAUGACACCGAGAUGACUCACCAGUGGCUUGGACAUCUGUGAUUUGACAGAAGAUGAGGCUUGCUCAGUUUGUCAGACUUGUCAUUGCUUAUAAUGAUUGCUACUGUAGGCACAUAAACCACACUGACAUGGACAACAAACUAUAGUGAAUCAUGUUUGUUGCUUCUUGCACAUCACACUCACUAAAAAAACAAAAUACAUAAAUUAUCAUUUAGUUUGUUUCGAAUGGCUUUCAGUUGAUAACCAGUGCUGACAAUGUCACUGGGCGAGCAGUCUCAAAAGUGGUUUCCAACCCAUGUCCAAGCCACUGUUCUUCAAGCAACCGGUUUACAGCCCAAGGGCAAAAAUGGCACCAAUGAUGCCUACACCAUCAUCCAGCUGGGCAAAGAGAAGUACUCAACAUCAGUGGCAGAGAAGACACUUAACCCUGUCUGGAGAGAGGAAGCCUCCUUUGAAUUACCUGGGUUACUUUUGGAGGGCAACCCAGAAGUGUAUGAACUCUGCCUUAUAGUGAUGCAUCGGUCCUUGGUUGGGAUGGACAAGUUCCUGGGUCAGAGGUCCAUCAACCUGAAUGAAAUCUUUGAUAACAAGGAGCGAAAGAAAACUGACUGGUAUUCCUUGGAGUCCAAGCCGGGGAAGAAGAGGAAAGAACGAGGCCGCAUCCAAGUCAGCAUCCAAUUCAUGAGGAACAACAUGACAGCCAGCAUGUUUGACCUCUCCAUGAAGGAAAAGCCCCGCUCACCUUUUUCCAAACUGAAGGACAAAAUGAAAGGUCGCAAACACGACAGUGGCUUUAGCGACACAUCGUCAGCCAUCCUGCCUCGGUCUGCCGUGUGUGACACAGAGCCUAACCGUCAGUCCUUCGCCCCAGAACCACAACCUCAGCCUGAAGCCAAGGUCAAGAGACCGCUGCUCGCUGGGGCCCAUAAACUCUCCGCAGCCCAUUCCAUGUCAGAUCUCAUUGGGACUCACUUUCGGCCCAAACUGGACUCAAUGAACUCCAUAGAAGAGAGUGGGAGUGCAGGCGGCCCUCACAGGCGUUCCCAGAGUGAGGUGCCCGGCUACCAGGACGGCGAGGCACACAGUGACCCUUUCACUGAUAUCAGUGACACCCUGCCACAGAAGUAUGCCACGCUCCCACGCAACCGCAACCCAUUCGAGGGGGAGCACGGGCAGCUGUGGGACCGGGCAGAGCGGAAGGAGAAAAAGGAGAAGGUCAGCCUACUGGAACGCGUGACGGGAAAGAAGGAAGGCCGCAAGACCAGCAACGGGGGGCGUUCUGGCAGUUCUGGAGACCUGCGCUCCCCCAACCCAUUUAGUGGAGACUCACAAGCAGACACUAACCCGUUCAUCUCCAACUACAAAGCCAGUGAUAAAAAAUCAACAGGGCAUGAAGACAUCACCUUUGGUCAUAAGAAGAAGGACAUCUUUGGCAAGAAAAAGGAGGCGACACAGGAAAGCGUGGCUGCCUACAGCAACUUGUCCUUUGAGGAAGUUGUGCAGGAACUCAUUAAGCAGAAAGAAGUGGUGAAAAAGAAAGACGCCCACAUCAGGGAGCUGGAAGACUACAUCGAUAACCUGCUCGUGCGCGUCAUGGAGGAGACGCCAAGCAUUCUACGGACACCCUAUGAGCCAAAAAAGAAGGCGGGUAAAAUCUCUAAAAAGUAGAAAGAAAAGAUGUUGGAUGAAAAGUUACUAAUGAAGGUUUAUCUGCAGCUCAUGCAUCAGUAUCGUGGUAAAAUAAGUGGGAACAAACGGGAUUGAUCAAAGCCAAAUUAAUGAUUGAUUUAUGUCUUUGCUUUAGAACAUUUUUAUUCAACAGAUGUAGUUUUUAUAUAGUUUUUUUUCCAAUGUUUUGGUUAUUUUAGUACACAGGUGUUUUGCCCUCUUUGUUUGGCAUUCCUAUUACUAUUUAAAAUUCUGAAUACUCGCUGCGGUGCAUUUUUAGGUAUGUAAACAGGAUAAGAGAAAUUCCUAGAUCGAUUCAAAUCAAAUCCAUAUUUUUGACAAACAUUAGGUUUCACUACAUUAUAUCGUAUGCACUUGUGAACCCACAGAGGUCUGUUGCACAUACAGCUACCAUCAUCUGCCUAGAAGCUCUUAAGGUGCAAAUGCAGCCAAAUUUAUGUUUACCAGAUGGUGUAGUCACAGUUGUGUGCAGUUUGCUGAAAGACGGUCAAGAGGUCGAUAAGAUGAGGCUGUAGUUACUGUGUUUACACUUGAGUGCAAGUCUCAAACUUACCACCUAAACCAGGCGUUUAGUAGAGGCAGCAUCAGCUUUGUUCCGAGCCUCUUCUGUGCUACAGAUGUGGAUGAACACUGCUGCCCUGCCCAACAGCCUGAGUGAUUCAUGGUAUUCUUAGAAAGACAAAGAGAGUUACAGUAAGAAGUUGCUGGACAGUAUCUGGAUUCUCUGUAGCUCAUGCUUUUUUUUUUUUUUUCCAAAAAUCGAACAAACGUACAUUGCUGUUGUCAGUUACUCAUUUCUCAUUAUUUUAUUUGUGAUGACUAUCAUUUAAGCUUCUUAGACCAAGGGUCUCACAGUCACUCGCUGAAGGUGAUCAUUUAACUGACUUUUAAGUGCAAUAAUCAUGACUUGCUUUAUAUUUGGCUGGUAAUGUUCUUGUUUACAUUUUAAUCACACUGUUGAGUCUCUUAAUAUUGAUUUGAUUCACUGGAAAAGCCUGGAGUUUUGUGUUAUAGCCUCCGUGGAUUGACCAGCCUUCAUCUCCUUUAGUUACAGUUUUUGCUGAAGAUUGUAUCGACGGUACCUAGCUGCACAUUUGGAUAUAUGCUGAACAAUCUUUAUUUAUACAAGUUUCUUAGCUCAUUUACAUAUGAACAUUAUUUUAAUGUAUUUGUAUGGUACUUUAUGGUAAAAACGCUACUGUAUACCCCCUUACUCACCACACUUUCUACUGUAAUAACACUGUACAGUUGGUACCAAUCACGAAAAAAACAAAGUAUUUGCGUCUUAAGGUCUUAGGAUACAGUUUUUAUAUGUAAUUCCCAUCAGCAUUAAUAUCUGUUUACCUAGUCACAAAGUAUGUACUGUGCCUCAGUAUAUUUCAGCUUUCUAUGUAAUCAAAACAACCAAACUUCUAACAUUCACAAACCAUAAGAUAAAAGUGUUUUACCAGUUCACUGAGAACUAAUGAUGAUCAGUUUGUUAUUGUUCGAGGUAAACACCCAAUGAGUGUCAUUCAGGUUAGAAAUAACUGUUUGACAGCACAUGUCAGAAGCUCACUGUCCUCAUUUCACAGUUUUACAUCUCACAUGUCGCCUCAAUCUGUGAUGCUAAUGUGAGAACAACAUAUGUUGUUUCCAUAUUCAACUCUUUCAUUCUGUGUCUGCUGAACAAAUGCAGAGGGAGUGACAGGGCAGCUGUUGGAUCGCGCUGCUGGUACUAAAAUGAACUAAAUGAUUACUUAAAGCUUAAUCUCAACGUUUUCAUCACCUGUAUUUGUGCUUGAGCUCGAUGUUCAAAAGUAGAAUAAUCACUUACUGAUGUUUAGGUUUACAUUUUUGAAUGUUUAUUUCUGUUUCAUGGAAAGCAGCUUCACAUACAGUGUUAAACACACUUUGUAAUAUCAUAAUAACUUCCUUUACUCAGAGUUUCACACCAUUUUUAAUGAUCUAUCAAGCCUCUUUGUUAGAUAAUGAUCCAAUUUGUCCUUUUGCUGGUAUUAUUUCUGGUAUGUAUAUCUAUUUUGUAAUUACUUUCAAGUCUUAUACAAUAUUUGACCUUUACACUGUAUGAUACUAAAUCAUGGCACCGUAUCUAUGGAAUGUCAACAGUCAAAAACACUUGUUAAUUUAAGUUCUUCAUGAAUAUUUCACCACUCAGAAACAUGUAUGUCAUGUACUAAUUGUUUCUGCUGCUGCACAAGUAGUGACUUCACCUGAAAGUUUGUGAUCUCUUUUUGGACUUGAAGCCAAAUCUCUUGUCAUUGAAUGUAUUCUGGUUGGAUGAAAUACACAAUUCUGAAAUGUAUAAUGAUAUCGAGUACACUAACAAGGCCAUUGAACCUUGCUUGCCUUUAAAGUAUUUGGUGUAUCCAAAGAGAUCAUUUCAUAUGGGUGAUUUUUCUCCCCUUCCUGCUCUCUGUUAGUCUGACAGAACUCAGACAUCUUCAUUAUGGACAUGAAGUGAUUGUCGGUACGGUUUUGUGCGAUGAUGUGACACAGAUGUAAAUUCCUUUGUAUUGGAGAACGGUUAUUUGAUCUGCAUAUAUUUUGUAAAGCCAACAAUGUUUGAAUCAGUUCAGAAAAUGAUGAGUAUUAUGUGAUACUAAUUAAGAAGAUAUGUGGAUAAGAAUCUGUUUUCCAUCACGGAAAAGCUUCUCACUGAUUGCCUUCCUACAUGUGCUGAAGUGUAAACUCUCCGUCUCUUCAUGUUACAGGCUUUACCAACUGCUUUAACUAGUCUGUAUUGGUAGUUAGACAGUUGUUCAUGGACCUUACCGAGCUCUUCAUCUUCCAUUGUACAUACUGUACAGUCACUUUGUUGUAUCACGUCACCUCCUUUGACUUUUUUGCACAUUUUGUUGUGCUUUAAAUGUUUGAAAAUGGGCUUCCUGGGGAUUUAUUCCAUCUAAAGUUCAGUCAUAGUGUGAAUUAAGCUAAAUGAAAUUUGAAAAGUGGAAAUAAAAGUUAAGAAAAGUA
This is a messenger RNA of Epinephelus fuscoguttatus (brown-marbled grouper), 4846 nucleotides long. Its product is annotated as rab11 family-interacting protein 2. The transcript is spliced from 6 exons. Gene Ontology annotation, biological process: regulated exocytosis. The coding region runs from base 437 to 1849 and encodes 470 amino acids. Gene Ontology annotation, molecular function: small GTPase binding. NCBI's taxonomy places the organism in Eukaryota, Metazoa, Chordata, Actinopteri, Perciformes, Serranidae. The record is from RefSeq and is a predicted model, not a curated record. Gene Ontology annotation, cellular component: phagocytic cup; endosome.